AUGUUAUUAAUUUGCUUGAUAGGAAUUGCAAUAUCUCAUGCUUUAUGGAGUUGUGCGAGCACAUUUAGCGUCUUUGUCUUGGCAAGGUUUAUUGGAGGACUGAGCAAAGCAAAUGUUAGCCUAAGCAUGGCAGUUGUUACAGACGCUUCUGAUGAGAAGACUAGAGCACGAGGAAUGGCUCUCGUAGGGUUAGCUUUUUCUAUCGGAUUCAUAGUUGGCCCAAUGGCUGGCGCGUGGUUCGCUAAAACGAACGAAGCUUACUUCGGUUUGUGGGGGCAGAGACCGGCGCUAUAUGCGACGUCUCUUUCACUCGCUAACAUCGCUCUAGUGCUGCUGUUCUUACCGGAAACGCUCACGAAGGAAAAGAGAGCACCCCUCUCUCUAUCUCUUUCCAAAGCGGUCGAAUACGUUUCUCCCUGGCACCUGUUGAGAUUUACCGCCGUCGAGAAUCUUUCGUCGCACCAGAACAAAGUAUUAUCCAAAUUGGGGUCGAUUUACUUCAUAUAUCUAUUUAUUUAUUCGGGACUAGAAUUCACCAUAACCUUUUUGACGCAUCACACGUUCUCAUAUACAGCUAUGCAACAGGGGAAAAUGUUCUUAGUUAUAGGUUUAAUAAUGGCGGUGCUCCAAGGCGGCGCAGCAAGGAGGCUGGGCCCUAAAGGGGCGGAAAUGGCGGCUCGCUUGGCCUUGGCACUCACCCCCACAUCCUUCUUGUGUGUGGCAAUGGCGGCGUGCAGAAAGCCCCCUCUACUGUCGCCCGUGGUAUGGCUGUGGGCAGGCCUAGUCCUAUUCGCCUUAUCGACCGCUUUCGCGGUGUCAUGUAUGACGUCGAUGGCAGCGGCGCAGGCGCCGAGCGGGUCGCGUGGCGGCGUGUUGGGAGCCCUGCGCUCUUUGGGGGCCCUUGCACGCGCCGCUGGACCCCUGCUCGCCUCCGCAGCUUAUUGGUGUUCCGGUGCAACAAUAACGUACUCCCUUGGAUCAAUAAUUCUUAUCAUUCCCGCUGUGAUGCUAUUUAGACUGAAGACA
Messenger RNA from Iphiclides podalirius (scarce swallowtail), 1026 nucleotides. The record is from the annotation of a GenBank genome assembly. NCBI's taxonomy places the organism in Eukaryota, Metazoa, Arthropoda, Insecta, Lepidoptera, Papilionidae.